GCUUACGGAAGUAAAUUUGCAGAAAAUACAUAAAUAGGCAAAUUUGACUACGAAGGAAAAAAAACAUAUGGCGGGAUUCAUAGAAGUGCAAUAAGCCAUACAGCAAAGCAAAACGAAAUGAUGCGCUAAACAGGAACUUCUUGCUGUAGGCCACUUGAAGUUUCCCAUAUUCAAAAACCAAAAUCUAUGGGCAUGGUUGCAGAGCUUGAGCGCAGGCAGUCGGCAAUGGAGCUGCACGUUAUAAAUUCAAUCCAACAAUCCCUCGACAAUAACCAACCCCUCUCUUUCCAAGCUCUAGCUUCCCUCAGAUCCCUCAUUAUCAACCCUGCCGCCCCCGAUUCCACACUCUCCUCAGUUCUCGACGCCCUAACUCGCUCUCUCCAACUCAAUCGCGACCCCGUCUUCCUACAUCACGCUGUUAAGCUCCUCAGCGACCUCGCCUCUCACCGCCCCCACCUAUCCCCUUUCGCACUCGACUUGCUCCGUUCCGACUCACUCUUCUCCUCCGCUUCGCCUCGUCUUGUUGGUGAGUCACUCUCUGUACUUCUUUCUCUCGCUUCCAUCGGAAACGACAUGGACGCCGCUCGUUUCGUCUCUCUCUGCCUUGGCCCUUCGGUUUCUGUGCGACAAUGCUUAUUGAGAAAUGCUGAGAAGCUUGUCUUUAGGGAAUCGGUGUUGUUAGCCGUUUUUUUAGGGUUUACAAGGGAUCCGUAUCCUUAUGUGAGGAAAGAAGCUUUGGAUGGAUUGGUGAAACUGUGUAAGAAUGGUGAUUUUGAUGAUCGUGAUGUUAUCGAGGGAUGCUACUGCCGUGCUGUUGAGCUGCUCCGUGACGCAGAGAACUAUGUUAGAUCUGCAGCAGUUCGCGCCGUAUGUGAAUGGGGUAGAUUGCUUGUUAUAUGCAGUGAAGACAUGAACAAGCAAGACUCAUCAGAUGCAGUGUUUAUCCAGCUUGGCUGUAUGGUAAGAGAUAUGAGUUUAGAUGUAAGGCUUGAAGCCUUUGAAGCUCUAGGGAAGAUAGGACUUGUAUCUGAAGAUAUCUUACUACAAACCUUGUCUAAGAAAGUCCUAGGAAUCAACAAAGAUAAAGCUUACAAACCAAUAGAAGGGCUUGACAUUUCAGUUUCUGCUGUUGCUGGAGCUUAUAUACAUGGACUUGAGGAUGAGUUCUCUGAGGUACGGAUGUCUGCCUGUUACUCUUUGCGUACGCUCACUGUCUUCUCUUUGCGAUUUGCUUGUGAAGCCUUAAACCUGAUGAUGGACAUGCUGAAUGAUGAUUCAACGGUUAUCAGACUGCAAGCUCUUGAUGCAAUACAUCACAUGGCAACCAGCGAUCAUCUAAAAGUUGAAAAAAUACACAUUCACAGGUUUCUGAGCGUACUUGUUGACAGCAGUUCUGUCAUAAGAUCCAUGACAAGGAAAAUACUCAAAUUAGCCAAGUUGCCACAAUUCGAGUUGUUUAAAUUGUGUAUUGAUGGCCUUCUUGGAAAUUUGGAGAUAUAUCCACAGGAUGAAGCUGAUGUGCUUUCUGCUCUGUUUCAUUUUGGGAGAAAUCAUGGGAAGUUCACAGUUCACAUUAUUGAGGAAGUUGCUCCAGAGAUGGAGCCAGCUUCUGGAGGCAAAUUGAGCUUUGAUAGUACAAGGGUAGCAGCAUUUCUUGUGCUAGCCAUCUCAGCUCCACUGUCACAUGAAAAGGAUGUUAGUGCUAUUCCACCUAGAAUAUUUUCUUAUGCAGUUACAUGGCUUGGGAGAAUCUCUUAUGGUUUAAGUGAUAUUAUGAACCAAGAAAAGCUUUUGGCUUAUUUAUCCGAGUGCAGUAGAUCCUCAACAAUUUCUCUUGCUGACUUCAAAAUAAAUGAGGCAUUGCUGACAGUAGAAGGUGAUGCCUCAAUUCCUCUCUGUUCUAAGGUUGAUAGUCCUGUCAGCAUGCCCUUCUGGAAAGAUAGUGGAGGGAUCUCUGAUUAUCAUCAGCAGGAAUUUUUGAGUUUAGGAAAGUCAGCUGCUCACGCAGAAUAUGAGUUGGGGGAGCAUUCUGAAUUAAGAAAGUAUGUGAACCUUAUCUUUAAAAAGGUCAAGGACUCUUGGUCAUUGGUUGAGUUAGGCUGCACUACUGAAGCAUGCAAGGGUAUAAGGGCCUGUAAAGAAGAAGUAGCAUCAUUUACCACGGAGUCCCCAGGAUCUUUCGGUGCUGUAGCAUUUACUCUGCAGUAUCUCCAAGUUAUAGAAAUGCUUGCUAAAGUUUGGGGGCACCUUAGGGCAACAAAAAUGCUUAAUCCUAAUGGAGUGGGAAAAUUAGAGCUUCUAUUUGCAAAAUUGGACAGGAGGCUAAGGGAAAUCAGUAAUAGGUUCAUUGGUUUGUCCAAAGGAGAGGAGUUGCAAAUAUUGGACCUGGUACUUGUGGCUUGUCUUUUGAGAUUGUCCAGAGUGGAGAUUUGCUGUUGCAAUGCCGCAAUGAAAUUAUUGUCGUCUACAGUUGCCCAUGUAGAAUAUCUCCACAAGGAGGGAUCUAUUGAACCGUCUAAUUUUGUAACUGAAGUUAAGAAAUCAUUGCAUGAUGUUGACUCUUCAAGCAGCAGUAGUAGCUGCCAGCCACUUCUCUUCAAGAAGUUACUUGACUCCUUUUCCCUUCAGCAGUUUGUGUUAUAUGGAACUCCCAGGAGCGUACAUGCAGAACUGGCAGUCCCCGGUAAUGAUUCUGAAAACCCUCUUCCUUUUAUUCCGGGAAUCCCUGCUUCUAUACCACUUGCAAUCACUUUGCACAACGUUUUGACUGAAAGUAGGUUGUGGGUGAGGAUAAGUAUGGGUGAGGAAUCAACUCAGUUUGUAUUUUUAGAUUUGAACCUAAUCAGAAAUAAAAGGAGAAGCAUUAAUGUGGUGAGGGAAUUCACAUUUGUGGCUCCCUUCUACCGAACCCCAAAAGCUGUUUCAUUUACGGUGAGGGCUUCUUUAGGUUUAGAAUGCUUUAGGGAGAAUGUUGAUCGAGUCAAAGUCUUUGGGGGUCCAAAAUGUGAACUAACAUAUCUUUGCCCAGAGAAAGAGAUUUUUCUAUGUAAGAGCACUGAAUGUAAAAGUAAAUCUGCUUUUACUUAAGAGUAUAAAGAUGCGAGAGCUGAUGGCUGGAAUAUUUCCUAAAGAAA
Molecule: messenger RNA, 3134 nt
Organism: Gossypium arboreum
Lineage: Eukaryota; Viridiplantae; Streptophyta; Magnoliopsida; Malvales; Malvaceae
Product: protein SIEL
Exons: 8
Coding region: 187-3087 (966 amino acids)
Biological process (GO): intercellular transport
Cellular component (GO): endosome
Source: RefSeq, a predicted model, not a curated record